AUGACAAAGAUCGUAGGUGAUAAGUCGGGAUUAGGAUUUUGGAAUAUAAUUGAUGAUGGUACCUCGAGACUUUCCAGUACCGAAUAUCAUCAGGCUUACAUCAAAGUGCUAAAAAUGUACAUCACGCGUUGCUUGAUAAGUCCAGUUGCCCAAGGUACAUGUGGUGCUUGGUCCAAUGAUUCGAGAUUAUUUGUUAAAAAUUCGGAAACAUAUUGUUAUAAAUAUCCUUUGGAAUAUGACUAA
Funneliformis geosporum is the source of this 243-nucleotide messenger RNA. NCBI's taxonomy places the organism in Eukaryota, Fungi, Glomeromycota, Glomeromycetes, Glomerales, Glomeraceae. The record is from the annotation of a GenBank genome assembly.